UGCAAUUCGCGUGAGCCGAGGCGCUUAGUCGCGUCCGGUUUUAAAUCUCGCGCAGGCGUGUUGGUUUCCCCGUCGCUAUGCGGGUGCUCGUGGGUGGCGGGACGGGAUUCAUCGGGACAGCCCUAACCCAGCUGCUUAAAGCCAGGGGCCACAAAGUUACGUUGGUCUCCCGCCAGCCUGGGCCGGGUCGAAUCACGUGGAGUGAGCUCAUUAGGUCGGGGCUGCCCCUCUGCGAUGUUGUCAUCAACCUGGCCGGAGAGAACAUCCUCAACCCUCUGCGAAGAUGGAACGAGGCCUUCCAAAAAGAGGUUCUUACCAGCCGCCUGGAUACCACCCACUUGCUAGCUAACGCCAUCACCAACGCCACACACCCACCGCAGGCUUGGAUACUAGUCACAGGUGUAGCUUACUACCAGCCAAGCCUGACUGAGGAGUAUGAUGAAGACAGUCCAGGAGGAGAUUUUGACUUUUUCUCCAACUUGGUAACCAAAUGGGAAGCAGCAGCCAGGCUGCCUGGGGAGUCUACACGCCAGGUCGUGGUACGUUCAGGGGUUGUGCUGGGCCGCGGGGGUGGUGCCAUCAGCCACAUGCUCCUGCCCUUCCGCCUGGGCCUAGGAGGCCCCAUUGGUUCAGGUCACCAGUUCUUCCCCUGGAUACACAUCGGUGAUCUGGCAGGAAUUCUGACUCAUGCCCUUGAAGCAGACCAUGUCCAAGGAGUCCUGAACGGAGUGGCUCCAGCAUCUACCACAACCAAUGCUGAGUUUGCCCAGGCCUUGGGUGCUGCCCUGGGCCGCCCAGCCUUCAUACCUGUGCCCAGCACGGUGGUACAAGCAGUCUUCGGACGAGAGCGUGCCACCAUGCUGCUGGAAGGCCAGAAAGUGGUCCCACGGCGGACACUGGCUACUGGCUACCAGUAUUCCUUCCCAGAGUUAGGGGCUGCCUUGAAAGAUGUCGUAGCCUAAGUAGACAAGGACCCCCCCAAGGCAGGAGCUGAGGCCUGUUGUUCCUCAACUAAGAAUUGGCUCAGGUGAUGCCUGUAUUUGAGAUGAGAAGCCAUCUGGGUCUUAGAACCUCUCCCCGUCACUUUCUUCCCGUGUUGUGUUCGUCCAUCUGAGAACAUCAGUCAAGGUUGUAAUCCCAUCCUAACCUCAACCUCUUCAACUUCUUGUCAUUUCUGUGUCGCACUGUCGCCCCAGUUCUCCUAUAUACUGUGUAGAGAAAGUUCAACAGUUAUGGCAAUAAAUUCUAUAACUAGCUUCAGCUGUCUCUUUGGCUUAGAUUCUCCUAGAAUUUAUCUUAAGGUCUAUUACCUAGAUGGCUCUUCUUCCUAAAUGAGGUUCUGAAUGUUGUAAUACUCAGUCUCUCUCCUCACCCUUCCCUUUCUUGGUCUCUUCCCAAAUGAGCUGGU
This is a messenger RNA of Microtus oregoni (creeping vole), 1408 nucleotides long. RefSeq names its product short chain dehydrogenase/reductase family 39U member 1 (gene Sdr39u1). Lineage: Eukaryota; Metazoa; Chordata; Mammalia; Rodentia; Cricetidae. The transcript is spliced from 6 exons. The coding region runs from base 78 to 962 and encodes 294 amino acids. The record is from RefSeq and is a predicted model, not a curated record.